Giardia duodenalis is the source of this 2040-nucleotide messenger RNA. RefSeq names its product RNA pol II accessory factor, Cdc73 family, C-terminal domain-containing protein. Bases 1 to 2040 code for a protein of 679 amino acids. The record is from RefSeq and is a predicted model, not a curated record. NCBI's taxonomy places the organism in Eukaryota, Fornicata, Diplomonadida, Hexamitidae. The transcript has a single exon.
AUGGCCCUGCUCGCUGCAGCCCGCGCGGCGCUCACCGGCCUCCAGCAGACCCGGGACCCGGCCUGCGCCUGGUGCCUUGUCGACGACGAGGCCUCCCAGCAGCGCUACGUCUACGCCGGUGGCUCCCUCCUCCCCGCCCACGACGAGAUCACGCUCCAGGGCGUUCCCAUGACGGUCGCAGACCUCUGCGUCAUGGUCGCAACCCAGCAGCAGCUCAUCCUUGCCAACGGAGAGCCGGUUGUCGCCGAGAACCUCUUCGUUCGACGCAUCCGGCCGAAGUACGCGGCGCUCGCCAGCGAAGCCCACACAACUGUGUUUGACCGGAAGAGCAUACUGGGGCUCUAUGCCGCCAUCUAUUCUGAUGCAGACUCUUCAGACAUUAUCCACCCCUCCAGCGUGCGUCUCAUCACUGACGUCAACAUCAGCGCAGUCCCCGAUCUACUCAAAAGCGGAGGCAUUCCUCUCAUAAUAAAACUGACUCAGGACUCUAACAAAGGUGCGUUUUUCGAUGUCCACGAAUACGACAGGCGGCGCGACGUCAGCUCCUACUACAGCGCACUGCACGAAUUCCUUGCAUCGCGGGAGGCGGACGAUAAGAAAGACAACCAAGAAUAUCUUUCGUACUACUCACACGGAGCCAGCUUUCUCACUGAGGUGGACUCGGCGAUCGAGCAUGCUUCCAAACACUUGGACUUUCUGACUCCCUUUUUAGCAGACAGGUCAGCUGCUCCCACAGCUAUGUCUCCAAAGACCUCCGAAGAGCAUGCCAGUGGCCCCUCUGGCUUCUCUCUUGACCAAGCAAUCUCUUCAAUCAAAAAGUACAGCGAGCUCGACCAGCGAGUUGCCAGUAACCCACAACUAACCACAGAAACAGACGGCCCAGACCAGAAAUUGAUUUACUCUGGGCGUCUUUCUGUGCUUUCGUCCAGAGUCACAUCCAAUGUGAAGGUUCUUCCUAAGACUUUAGAGGUUGAAAAGGCUCAGAUAACCAGCUUUAUACAUCGCUCAACAUUUGUUGUCAGUAAAGACUUUUUUUCGGCGCGCGGGUCACGGAUCCUGAACACUAUUCACGACAUCGCACGAAGUAUGAACACAUACAAGCCAUCGCUGUUCUGUAGCACCGUGUAUCUCUCCUCUCUCUACGCGUCUCUUGUUCCGACAGCGUACUUGUCCAAAGUCCUACGUACAUUUAGUAAGUACUGCACUAUCACCGCGCGUAAGGAUCCCGCCGACACCAUCAGGGUUGUUGCAGCGAAAAUACAACGGCCAGUGACCUUUAUUUCUGCCAACUCGCUUCACUAUGCAAAGUUUGUCGCUCCAUUCAUCCGAAAUAACAUUCCGAUUGUCGCGGAUAGUACGCUCAGGCAAGUGCUAUCAGGUCUUUAUCACAGAUCUCCCGACUCUCAAGUGGAACCUUCCGAGCGAAGGGCAGAGGUAAACCAAAGCCUCCAACAGCGAAUAUCAAAGAGCAGCCCACGAUACAUCUUAAUACCGUCUGCCUACAGCAGCUGCGUCGUCAAUGAACGGAACAUACUUUAUCUAUUCGUAGGAGGAGAGUUUAAACCGUUGAACCGUCUUGAGAAAGUUAAGGACUACCGCCGUCCCCAAUACAGCUACGUUCAUCAGAAGGCCAAGGACAAGGAAGCGGGGGCAACGAAUUUCAGCAUCAGCAAGGACAAGUUGUCCUUCGCUGCGGACGAUAUCGUUUUGUCGUACAAAGCCCGAACUUUGGUCUUUACAUCCGACGUGGGAAAAGUUACUGAGCAGGAGUGGGAGAGCGGUGCCGUUCUUUGCGUGGUUUUGGAAAAGCAAUCUUCUCAAUUUAAUCGUGUUCGCAUCAACAAGCCCAACGAAGAUAAGUUGGCGUAUGUCCUGUCUAAAUCUCUGGGGGUGUACUUUCAUAUGAAAGGAGAAGAAGCAGCUCCGCCCUACUACAAAGGCGAUAAUAUUUUCUCUAUUCAGCUAUCCAGUAUAGAUUCUGCGGCUGUGCAUGUACAGAUGAAGACGCUCUGGGCGCUAAUUGAAAAUAGAUUGGGUUAA